UUUACAUUUAAAAAUAGUUUCUAUUAAAUAAAAAGUUAAAAUGUGCUGGAAAUUAUAUAAAUUAUCAUUAUGAUACAGAUAGCUCAAAUUGAUUUUGCAAUAUUAACUCUUAGCAGAAUUUUUGUUACCUACAAGUUGUAAAAUGAACACAGUAUGUCUUAUUUGAGUACAUCGGAAAAUGUGGGUUUCAGUGGCAUUCCCCAAAAUAUAUCUGACGCAAGUUGCGCCUCGCAGUAUAAAAUGGCAGUGGAGGGCGUGUCAGGGGCUGAUGUCAACAUGUUCAUACAUGAUAGUUCAGGAGAUGAGCAAAAUUAUAUAACUCAUCUGAAUGACAAUUUCUUUCAUACCAAAUUUAAAAUAGAUCCCAACGAACUCUACACGUUCCAUGACUCAGAUGUCAUAGCAGGUGAAAUAACUGUAAGUCACACAGAAGAUGCUUUUGUCUAUUCAGAUAAUGUUGAUGUUAAGAGUAAAGUAGUAGAAAGUCCGAGUAAAGAAUUAGAUCUCAUAGAUACACUUACAAAUGGUGACAUUAAACAAGAAAUAAAGAGAGAGGUAGUUUCUAAUGGUCACUAUACAUCAAUUACAAAACCAGUUUUGACUGCUACUUAUAAAGAUAGUAAGACUACUAAUACCAAAGUUCCAAAAACUAAAAGUCAUAAUCAGGCAAUGAAAGAGCCUAGAGUAAAUGCAGUUAGUGAAGUGCGCUGCCCAAGUGUUCACAGCCCAAAGGGUGGAAAUGUAACUGCAGGACAAACUCCUUGUGUGAAAACCAGUAUUAAUAGUGUUAGUUCCAACAAUGUUAAGACUGCAUCUGCUCUAAAACAGACAGGAAAUGAAACUUUUUUGGAUGUUUAUAAGAGAGAACAAGGUUUACUUGAGAAUGGUCUUCCUGUUGUUAAGAUUGAAGACUCAAAACCUGCAGCUAAAAUUUCAGCUCCUGUUAAGAAAACACAAUCAGGUAAAACGUCGCAAUCAAAACCGCGGCGCGGUCGUGGACCCACGGUGCAUGAGGCAUUGCAACGGAUACCACCGCAGCGAGCGGUGCCCGUACCCAAUGGCACUUGGCACGCGCCAGGAGAUGAAUUGUUCACAUGUGGCCCUCUUGACGGCCGCAGAUCAUAUUACUGGCAAUUGGACAGCAGUAGCAGUGAUGAUGAUUACAUGCCUGAUUUUGAUCCAGGGCGGGGACCAGUAUGUGUCGAAGAGACUGCGGCGGAGAGUCGCAGCGCGCAACUGGCUUCGAGGAGGAGUGCACUACGUAGGCAUGUGGCUCGUGUUAGCGCCGCACUUAAUCUCACUCCAAACCAUACACAUCAUCAAGCGCUUGUUUCCUCAAUCAAGAAACAACUUAAAAAGCAGGGUACAUCAAGUCAUCUGCCAACUCACACAAUCAAUCACUUGUUAGCAAUGCGUGGCAUGCCAUCAUUACUGUCAUUGCAAGAACGCAGGAAACUUAGAGAAACUGGAUGGUCUGGAGGCGAGAGUGCUACUGUUGACUACAUAGCAGGAAAUACGUGUGCAGAAGAGAGAUGUACAGAACAGCCAGUACCGUGUGGACGGUAUUGCUUAAAGCAUGUGACGUUAGCACCUGAACAGCGGUUAUAUGCAGCGUGUGCAGCGGUGUUCGCAGGAGGGGCUCGCUGCAAGCAACCGCUGUUACCGCUGCAGGAUCAGACGCCACUAUGUCCAGAACAUGCGUGGAAGAGAGAUAACUACGAUAAAAUAAGCCGGGAUUGUCGGCCGAAGAAGGCAGUCCGCAAGCGAGCGUGGGUGGCGCCGGUGAGGCCCCCGCGGCGCGCCAAGCGGCGCCGGCGGCCCGCGCGGCCCCGGGGCUCCCUGCCCGGCCCGGCGCCCCGCACGCCGCCCCGCACGCCGCCCCACACCCCGCACGGCCCGCCCGCGGCCCCGCCCCACCCCGACCACGCCCUAUCAGAGAUAAACGUUUGUUCAAACUCGUCAACGUACGACAGUUCAGAGGAUGCCGCUAUGGGUGCACUGAGUGAGAAUGAAUACAUUCCCGUGGCAAGCAACUCUCAUGAAUUAGAAGUGGAAGUAGAACAAGUGCCGCACGACGACAUUCUGGAUCCCGCCGUUCUCAGCCAGAUUCCAGAUGAAGCAUUCACAGAGUUUUUUAAUCAAGCUGAGGGCGGGGCCCCGUUCGCGGAGAGCUCGGAGUUAGCGGCGGCGUUGGAGGCCGUACUGGACGAACGCGCGCUCGACUCCAUCGCGGACUGCGUGUUUACCGCGCACCCCGGUCACCCCACACGACCCUCACAACACGCGCACAACGCCACUAGCACUAAGAUACAAGUUCCAACUUCAGUGCCCAUGGAUCCGUCAUCAAGCACACCAUCAUAACAUUGUAAUUUUAUAUAUAUAAUUAUUUUAAGCUAAACUAAACUUUGUACUAUAUAAUACUUAGGAACAAAUUCGACAUUUUUAGUCUCAAGAGUUGAAAUAUUUUUUUUCUUCAUGCUUUAAGUUUUGUGUGAUUCUGUAGAGACGGUUGCAAUAUGGAUGGUGCGUUCGUGAUUAUAAGAUUGCAUGGGAAUGCCGUGAGAGUGAUGUACAUAGGUUGUUUUAAACCAAAUUAGGUUAUAGAACUUCGUUCCUACCAAUAUUACCGUUUCCAGUACAACAAAGGCUUCAAAAUGUACAGAGCAAUAUUUGUAUAGAGCAUGUAGUUUACUUGUAUGAUCAUGUUAAUACAAGAAAAAGACGACAAACUUGUAUAAAACAGG
Molecule: messenger RNA, 2744 nt
Organism: Achroia grisella
Lineage: Eukaryota; Metazoa; Arthropoda; Insecta; Lepidoptera; Pyralidae
Exons: 12
Coding region: 154-2361 (735 amino acids)
Cellular component (GO): nucleus
Source: RefSeq, a predicted model, not a curated record